AUGAUUGUAUUGAAUAUUGAUGUUAUAGUGAAUACUACGAAUGCAGAGUUAAAUCUUAACAAUGCAGGCCCUUCUUCUAAAGCAAUUUUAGCAGCCGCCGGAAACAGUAUUCAACAAGAGUGUAAUACUAAUUUUCGCUCUAAAAUCAAUCCCGGUGAUGUGGCUGUCACAGGAUCCGGAUAUUUGAAAUGUGAAAAUAUUUUUCAUAUCUACAUUCCAAUAUAUAAAAGUCCAGAAGACGAAAAGAAUAUACAUGCAGCCAUAUAUGAAUGUCUGAAGGAGACUGACAGAUUGAGUUUGCAGUCCAUUUCCUUUCCCGCUCUUGGAACUGGUGGACUGAAUUAUGAACCAAAUUUUGUAGUAAACUCACUGUUUGAUACUGUAAAAAGAUACAAUGUGCAGAACCCGUCGACAAACAUAGAAUUGGUUGUAUGUGUUGUUUACCAAGAUCAAAUGUAUCAGACAUUUGUGGCAGCUGCGAGAGAAAGAGCAAGACGAAAAGGAAAUGAGGCUAAUAAGACCACAUUGAAAAUCUCUGGAAGUACGAAAAUUGGAAAUAGUCAUAUAAAAGUAUCAGUAGGAGAUCUAACACAGGAGCAGGUAGACGUUCUAGUACACACAUGUUCACAUUCGCUGCAGCUUAAAAACACGUCCAGACUUGCAACAGAAAUAUUAAAUACCGCAGGGCGGAACAUACAAACGGAACUCGAUAAUAAUUAUCCAAAUGGCUUGAAAAAUGGUGAAUUUGCUGUCACAAAUGGAUAUGGAUUGAGUUGUAAAAAAGUAUACCACGGAAAAGUACUAGAUUUUACUGCAAAUGGCAGGAAUGAUCGACCAGAAAAAAUUUUACUCACAUUUAUAACAAGGUGCCUCACAGAAGCGAACAAAUACGGAUCUAAAAGUAUUGCAUUUCCAGCACUAGGUACAGGAAUCCUAAAGUUUCCGUCUGAUAUUGCAGCCUCUAUUUUUAUAAAAGCAAUUAAAGACUUUAUUUCUAAACAUCCUCGAACAUCGACCACUGACAUUAGAGUUGUUGUAUUUGGAGGGAAUCCGUCCUGGUCGAGCAUCCAAAAGGCUUAUAGAAAUGAACUGUCAACAGACCGAGCAUUUCCGUGCUCAAAUUUUCUUUCCAUGGCUGUUCCAAAGAGAGGAACAAAGGCUUACUUUCGUUAUAAAUACAAUGAAAACCCUCGGCCGCCUACUAAUUGGAGUCAUUUCACGUGCGAUAAAACAAUUAAGGACUGGAUUUCAAUGCAAGGCGCCAAUCAUUAUAAGCUCGUUAAACCCGAUCAAAGAAUUUCAGACGACAUCGAGCAUCUAUUCCUGAGCACAAUUCAACUUGACGGGGCUGAAGUAGUCUCUGUUAUGAGAAAUGAAAAUUUAAAACUAUAUGAAGAAUACUUUCAAGAGUGUCAAAGAUUGUACAGUAGAGCUAUUGCAACUGGACCAUGUAAGUCUCUAGCCAAUACACCUGGAUCCAGGGGACCAUCUCUAACAAUGCAGUAUGCCAACCGACAAAUUGCAAACCUAUUAGACUCGGACUUAAACGAGGUUUAUCUCUUCCAUGGAACAAAGAAGGAUAGAGUAAAUGUUCUUCUUCACAAUGGAUUCGAUCUAAGAUUGGCAGCUAUGAAUUUUAAAUCUCUUUGGCUUGGAGCUGGUGUCUACGCGGCAGAAGAGGCUAACUUAUCUGCCCAGUAUACAGAAAGAAAUGGAGUAUGUACAAUUUUUGUUAUGAGAGUGUGUUUGGGUGAUGUCUUUACAACGAAAACACACAUGACUGAUUUGAAAAGACCUCCUUGCAAAUCCUUCUGUAAUGGCAUUUGCACUCAACAUAAAGAAUUUUUCGAUUCUGUUGUUGGAGAGUUUCCCCAAAGAGAAUUUGUUGUGUAUGAUGAUGCAAAAUGUUAUCCUGAAUAUGUGAUACAGUACCAAGUGGUGCAAAGUCCUCCGGACCCAAAGGGUGGAUAUUACUAACAGCUUAUGCAGCAUAUUUGAUAUUAUUUGAACGCGUUUUUAAUAUUCUAUAAUAUAUAUAAUUGCUUUGAAGUUUUUGUGUGUUUAUUUAUGUAUUUUGAAGGAUAAGAUUGAUGUAAAAGGCUUUUCAGAUUUUCAAAAGAAAUAUUAAUGAUAAAAUGAUGCAAUGGUUAAUAUGUAAGUGUAUAUUCGACAAUUAAGUGGUCGAGUUCAAAUGUAAACUUAAAAAUAGAGAUUGCUAAAUCAAUUUUGUACAUGUUAUUAAAGUACUUGUUUUGUUUCAUAUAAUAAAAACAAAUUACAUUUCCUCCCUCAAACGACGGAUAUUUCAUAAAUUCGGGUUUACAGUUGAGUUAUGUUAUGUAUAGAAAUCUUCAUAGUUUACAUAUACAUGCAGUUAUAUAUAAAU
This is a messenger RNA of Mytilus trossulus (common blue mussel), 2386 nucleotides long. RefSeq lists its product as uncharacterized. Gene Ontology annotation, cellular component: nucleus; cytoplasm. Gene Ontology annotation, molecular function: transcription corepressor activity; NAD+ poly-ADP-ribosyltransferase activity. Bases 1 to 1977 code for a protein of 658 amino acids. The record is from RefSeq and is a predicted model, not a curated record. The transcript has 10 exons. NCBI's taxonomy places the organism in Eukaryota, Metazoa, Mollusca, Bivalvia, Mytilida, Mytilidae. Gene Ontology annotation, biological process: negative regulation of gene expression.